AUGUUUCGCUGGUUUCGCAGCGACGGCGUCGAGGCGUUGCGGGGGAAUUUUCGCUAUUUUUUCUUCAUCCCCACCCCGGGCCUCGUGCGGCUGAUCGCGCCGAAGAUCCGCGGGAUGGUGACCCGCUUCCUCGCCUGCUCGGGGGUCACCUCGGAGAACCUGGAGUUCUACGAGGAGCACUUUUACCGCACCUGCGCGGCCCUCGAGGGGCACUUCGCGCGCCAUCCCGCCCCGCACUUCCUCCUCGCCACCCCGCACCCGACGCUGGCGGAUGUCGUCCUCGGGGCGGCCUUCACGAGCGGGUUUCUCCACGAUGACCCCCCGGCCUCCUGCGUCUUCGAGAAGUACCCGCACUUGGCCGCCUACAUCGAGCGCAUCACGGGCUGGCGGGGGGGGGUCUUCGUCGGCAAAAAGGAGGGGCCCGAGGAGGCGGUUGGCCCCGCCGAUGCCGCCGCCGGCGAGGACGGCGCCUACCCGGACGAGGUCCCGGAGUCCCUGAGCGCGUUCUUCGAGAAUAUCAUCGAGGUGUUGCCUUUUAUGGUCUCCCAGUGCACGGCCUUUAAGGCCUACAUGACCAGCGACGCGGUGCGCACGCUGCGGCGGGAGCCCUUGGGCAAGCCCUGGAAGGGCUGCCAUGGGUAUCUCUUCCCGCAGAUCACCAAAAUCCGCUCAAUGAUGAUCAUCGACAACCUGAUUUCUAAUAUUCACAUUCGGGCUCAGGAUAUCGAGUUGGCCUUCUUGGCGGCGCGCGAGGUCUGCGAUGAGACGCUCAGGGAGUUUAAUCGCCUCGACCCCGCGGUCGAGGCGGAGGCCCCUCCGCCGAAUAAGGCGGGAUCCCACCACGCGCCCUGUUCUUUGCCCGAUUCGAUCGCUGCGGAGCCCCGCCAAGGCCCUCUCGCGGUGCGUCCCGAGAAUUCUUUGAGGCCUUACGACAAAGCCGAAGGCGGGACCCCCGAGGGGUGCAGCCUGGAGGCGGCGAAGGCAUUGCGGGAGAAUCAAGAGGAAACCCAACAGAAUUUUUUCACCACCUCGGAGCUGGAGAAGCUCGAUUCGGAGUCGGCGGACUUUUAUCGCGUUUUCACCAAGAAGGGCCUCCUCAAUCGCAGUACGGUGCAAUUGCGGAAGCCCUCGAGUACGGCCGGGGGUCGGGCCGCGAGCCGCGUUCCCCAUGAAAAAGGUGUGAUGAUCCUUCGUUCUUCUAUUGCGGAUCAUCUGCAGAUGAUUCGGUCCAUCAUGUCAAUGAUGGAGUGCCCGCACUAUACCCUCUCAACUGUCUUUCAUGGGCGACGAGUUUACGUGGCGGCGAUUCCCGAAUACGAGGUGGAUAAAAUACGCCGGCAGAAGACCUAG
Phytomonas sp. Hart1 is the source of this 1350-nucleotide messenger RNA. The record is from the annotation of a GenBank genome assembly. Lineage: Eukaryota; Euglenozoa; Kinetoplastea; Trypanosomatida; Trypanosomatidae.